CUUUUGAAAUCUUGUGAAAGGGUUGAAGAGCCCACUCAAAUUCUCAUCACCAACCGAUUAUGGGUUCGAUUGACACCCCCAAAAAUCCAGAGAACGGCUCCACAACUCUGCCUCCCACCACCGACGCUUCCGCUACCUACGACGGCGAUCAAAACCCUACUAACGGAAUGCCUCCACGUGUCACCGAAAUGACGCUUCCGGUCGAAUCCGAAGUGGUUAAGAAGAGGAAAACGAGUAUGUUACCGCUCGAGGUAGGCACUCGCGUUUUGUGCCGUUGGAGAGACUGCAAAUACCAUCCGGUUAAGGUCAUCGAGCGCCGUAAGAUGCAGUCUGGUGGGACCAACGAUUACGAGUAUUACGUGCAUUAUACAGAGUUCAAUAGGAGGCUUGAUGAGUGGGUGAAACUUGAACAACUAGAUCUUGAUUCAGUAGAGACUGUUGUUGAUGAAAAGGUGGAGGACAAGGUAACAAGCUUGAAAAUGACACGCCACCAGAAACGGAAGAUUGACGAGACACAUGUGGAGGGCCAUGAGGAGCUUGAUGCUGCCAGCUUACGUGAGCAUGAGGAAUUCACAAAAGUAAAAAAUAUAGCCACGAUUGAGCUUGGAAGAUAUGAGAUUGAGACAUGGUACUUCUCGCCUUUCCCACCAGAAUACAAUGAUUGUCUGCAGCUGUACUUUUGUGAAUUUUGCCUCAAUUUCAUGAAGCGUAAAGAGCAGCUCCAAAGGCAUAUGAAGAAGUGUGAUCUCAAGCACCCGCCUGGUGAUGAAAUUUAUCGAAGUGGCACGUUAUCAAUGUUUGAGAUAGAUGGCAAAAAGAACAAGGUUUAUGGGCAGAAUCUUUGUUAUUUGGCGAAGUUGUUUCUUGAUCACAAGACCCUUUAUUAUGAUGUUGACCUAUUUCUAUUUUACGUUUUGUGCGAAUGUGACGAUCGAGGAUGCCACAUGGUUGGAUAUUUUUCCAAGGAAAAGCAUUCUGAGGAAUCCUAUAAUUUGGCAUGUAUCCUCACCCUUCCUCCUUAUCAAAGGAAAGGCUAUGGAAAGUUCUUAAUUGCCUUCUCAUAUGAACUUUCCAAGAAAGAAGGUAAAGUUGGCACACCUGAAAGACCCCUUUCUGACCUGGGGUUGUUGAGCUACAGAGGAUAUUGGACCCGAGUUCUUUUAGACAUCUUGAAAAGGCACAAGGGCAAUAUUUCUAUCAAGGAGCUUAGUGACAUGACAGCAAUAAAGGCAGAGGAUAUUUUGACUACCCUUCAGAGCCUAGAACUGAUUCAGUACAGGAAAGGGCAGCAUGUGAUAUGUGCGGAUCCGAAGGUCCUGGAUCGUCAUCUAAAAGCUGCUGGUCGGGGUGGUCUUGAGGUUGAUGUUAGCAAAUUGAUCUGGACUCCUUACAAAGAACAAGGUUGAUGUUUGAUACUCGUAUUAAUCGAUUGCCAUGUGCUUCGACUUGUACCUUUAGCUGUAUAAAUGUAGAUGCCACGAAAUUAAAUUAGGAGAAUGUAAUGAUCGCUGAGCCAUUGGCUUUAUGGUGAAUUAAUCCGUUUCUCUUACACCACCCAAUUUGGUAUCUGGUAUACAUGUAAUGAAAAUAAUCUGUAUACUUUAUGCUUAAAAUAGAUGUUUCGAUACCUGAGCUUCUGAGAAA
This is a messenger RNA of Populus trichocarpa (black cottonwood), 1644 nucleotides long. Its product is annotated as histone acetyltransferase of the MYST family 1. Bases 60 to 1406 code for a protein of 448 amino acids. Gene Ontology annotation, biological process: regulation of DNA-templated transcription. Lineage: Eukaryota; Viridiplantae; Streptophyta; Magnoliopsida; Malpighiales; Salicaceae. The transcript is spliced from 9 exons. The record is from RefSeq and is a predicted model, not a curated record. Gene Ontology annotation, molecular function: histone acetyltransferase activity.